Messenger RNA from Medicago truncatula (barrel medic), 667 nucleotides. RefSeq lists its product as uncharacterized. The transcript has a single exon. The record is from RefSeq and is a predicted model, not a curated record. NCBI's taxonomy places the organism in Eukaryota, Viridiplantae, Streptophyta, Magnoliopsida, Fabales, Fabaceae. The coding region runs from base 92 to 418 and encodes 108 amino acids.
UGUAGUAGUAGAACUUGCUUUAAGAAAGUUCUUGCCUCUUACAAUUUUAAUUUGUUUCUCUUAGAAAUAGAGAAAUUAAGAGGUAGAGGUGAUGGCAUUAAUAAUAAGAUGGCUUCUCCAUUCAGCUUGCAACAUUUUAGGGUACCCUAGAGAAGAUAAAAUUGAAGGUUACCCAAAUGGAGAAGUGAAGAAGAAGUGCUUGAACAAUUUGAAAGAGGUUAGUGAUGAAAACUCUUCUUCUUCUUAUGAGUUUCAAAUGCCUCUUCACUAUCCACGUUAUACCAAAGUUGAUUAUGAGAAGAUGGAAGAGUGGAAGGUGGAAUUGCUUCUUAAGGAGUAUGGAUUAAGUUUCAAGGGUAGUCUUGAUGAGAAGAGAAGUUUUGCAAUGGGAGCAUUCUUGUGGCCUGAUCAAUAUUAAGUUUCAAUAGUGAAUUACCAAUCUAUCUAUAAUCUAUAAUAUAAUAUAAUAUAAUGAUAAUUACCAAUCUAUCUAUCUAUAAGUUUCAAGUUUUGUACUUGAUCGUGGUAUUUAAGUAUGAUACAUAGAUAUAUUAGAUUAAUAGUAAAGUGAAGGAGCAUAUGUAUAGCUCUCUAGUAAUAUUGGUAAUGUCACAAUGAAUAUCUAUAUGUCUUCUAAUUUAUAUAAAAAAAAAUGUAUGUUGGAGCU